This is a messenger RNA of Racocetra persica, 243 nucleotides long. NCBI's taxonomy places the organism in Eukaryota, Fungi, Glomeromycota, Glomeromycetes, Diversisporales, Gigasporaceae. The record is from the annotation of a GenBank genome assembly.
AUGUAUAUCGUUACAGUUUUAAGGUCGUUUUCAGGUAAAAUCGGAUUUUUCGUCUUUCGACACCAAGACUCUACGAUUCAAGGGGUUCUUCAAGUUGACGAAAAAACUGUUAGUAAAGGUUUUGUCAAGUUUGCUGCCAAUGUUUCGGUUGAAUCGAUUGUCAUCGUUGAAGGCGUUGUAAGCAAACCAAGUGAAGAAAUUAAGAGCACAACAGUGACUGAUGCGGAAUUACAUAUAAAGAAG